Molecule: messenger RNA, 3032 nt
Organism: Sphaerodactylus townsendi
Lineage: Eukaryota; Metazoa; Chordata; Lepidosauria; Squamata; Sphaerodactylidae
Gene: TSLIG2
Product: linkage group 04 C2orf49 homolog
Exons: 4
Coding region: 122-844 (240 amino acids)
Biological process (GO): embryonic morphogenesis
Cellular component (GO): tRNA-splicing ligase complex
Source: RefSeq, a predicted model, not a curated record
UUCACGCGCCCGGCGACUUCUUUCUGUUUCGCCCUUCUUUCCCAUCGUUCUGUCGCAGGAAUUCUAAACGAAGCUCUAACGUCGGGUCAAAGAUAGAACGCCCAGGCGGCCAAUCAGGUUCAUGCUCGGCAAGAUGGCGGCGCGCGGGGCUCUUGCGCCGUCUGUAGGGGAAGGAAGCAGCAAUGGUGGCGGAAGCAGCGCAUACACGGAUCUCCUGCUGCACCCGGAGCUGCUCUCGCAGGAGUUCCUGCUGCUUACGCUGGAGCAGAAAAAUAUACCAGUUGAAGAUGAAGUGAAGAUCAGUAAAGAAGUCCUUACUGAUCUUUAUGUACAACAUGUUAUACCAUUGCCUCAGCGGACCUUGCCUAACACAAGAUGGGGAAAGUUGAUGGAAAAGAAAAAAAGUCUGAAGGUGUUUAAAUAUGCUGAUGACAGCACUGCUACUUUGGAGAAUCUAAGGAAACGGCCUCUCAUUGUGUUUGAUGGUAGUUCAACAAGUACAAGUAUAAAAAUAAGGAAAACAGAGAAUGGAGCUAUUGAGCAUCUAAAAUUACCUACAACUGGAAGCACCACUACUUGUAGGAGACUUUUGGGUCCUUCAAAUUCAUCUACAUGUACAUCUGCCUCCAUUUUAACACUGGACAUUAAUGAGACCAAGAAGAACAAUAUUAGAAUUAAUAACAGCAAUAUGAUGUCUAGCCAGAAGGCACCAUCAUUAGUGUCUACUACAGGACCUACUGUUGUGAAAUUAAAGAGAACUGCUCCAAAAGAAGAAUCGGAUACAGCAAAUGGUGUACAACCUACUGAAGCAAAAAAGAAGAUCCAGCAUGUAACAUGGCCAUGAAUCCGUAAGGUGCUUGGCAUGUAAAUAAUAUUUAGCCUCCAUUUUUGGAAGUAAUAUUUAACCAAGAUUGCAGAUUGCAGUGGAUUCUUCACAGUUCCAGUUGCUCCAAAGUGUAAAGCGGAACCAUCUUCUUCCCAGUAACUUUCAAAGUAUUUCCUGUAUUUCACUUUGAUUUAUUUACUUCCAUUUUAAUGGUUGGUUUUCAGAAAGCAAGAAUUUUCUACCAAUCUAUCUUUGAAUUUGACAAGUACACAGUAGUUCAGCCCUUGCAUGAUAUAAUACAGAAACUAUGUGUGGGUUUGUAACUGUCCACACUCAACUGUACUGGGGCACUGACUUCAAUACAUUUGAUGUUCCUGAACAUGUAUAUUUAGAAGAUGUGGAAGAUAGUGCUUCCGUGUUCUGCUGGACAUCUUAUGAUGACUGAAUCCAUUCAUACAAAGCAGUUCUGGUGGUAUGCUUUAGGCCCCUUCCACACAUGCAGAAUAAUGCACUUUCAAUCCACUUUUAAUGCGCUUUGCAGAUGGAUUUUACUGUGCAGAAUGGCAAAAUCCAUUUGCAAACAAUUGUCUAAGUGAAUUGAAAGUGCAUUAUUCUCUGCGGAAAGGACAUUAGGUCAUGACUAAGAAAAAAAAAUCAAAUUCUUGGGUUCCAGUAUCCUAUGUUUAAAUGACAUCUGGGAAUUUUUCAGCCUCCUGUGAGACUGUUAUUGCUUCUAACAGACUUGGGGAAAACAGCUGAACUGUGUCUUUGCUUCAAAUUGAAGUUUUUGUUGUCAUUAGAGAUAAAUGGAUUUCUGUUAUCACUGGCGAUAAUAGAUGAAAGGCACAGACUAGUAGGUUGUAUGUAAUAUAUAGAAAGUUUCAGAGAGAAAUGUAGAGUGUGAGUUAAUAGUGUACUUCAGCAAGUACAUGUAUUAUUAUUUUAUAUUAUAGAUACAUGGAUGAAAUAUAUUUGAAAUGACAAGCAAACUCAUACUGGGAAUAAGCAAUGGAAGUUUGCAAACAAAACAAAUCUUGCCUUUUCCCCUUCUGUGAGGAAACAUGGUAGAUUUCUUUGAACCCCAUGGAUUCUCCUUGUAUGUUGUAAAAUCUAUCUUAGCUGAAUGUAAGUGUUAUAAUCGUCUUCCCAUACACAGUAUCUUGUUACGAUCUGGGACCCAUCGGAUGGAAAUGUAAGAAAAGUUUAUCUGCUCAAAUGCUGUAAAGAUGCUGGCAACAUCUCAUUGAAAUAUUUUGUGACAGUUUAGAUUCUAGAUAUAUCAAUUUGAAACUGUUAAUGUCUUUUUAAAUGAAUUUGGUUUGCCUUAGGAAUCUUCAGUCUCAUAAAAAUAAAGGGCAAAUCCAGCCAAAAUUAACUCACUUGGAGUGUCAUUUCAUGCAAUGGGAAUGUUAAGUAAAAUGUUGUUUGACUCUCAUUGAAAUCACUGGGUCAUAUGGAUACUAAUUUAAUGGAUCAUAUCUAUUCGGAGCAUUUAAAGAUAUGGUAUGUUUGAAGUGUAUUUGGGCUUGAUUGCUGAACACAUGUGUCAGUUUUGUACUUUGGUACUGCACAGUUUAAUAUUGUGUGUUUUAUAUUUAAACAGCUGUCUUUUUAGUACCCUUAUCUGACUUAAAUAAAUUGAGUUAAAGUAGUCUCUUAAAUGGUACGGAUCUUCUCUAUGCUGUAAUUUUGUCUGCCUUUGAAGUUGACAGGUUUGGGGAUUGUGUGUCUGCAUGCAUAUGUGUGAUUUUACGAAUAAGCAUGCCUGUAAGUAUGGAUGCUCUAAUAAAUCACAAUUUCAGGUUAUUUCUAAUAUAAACUUUGUGCCAGCUGGGGCUUUCAAGUGUCCAUUUUUUGUAAAUGGCAUAACUUGAGCCUUAAACAUGAGUCCAAAAUUUGUAAAAUAUGUUAGUUCCAAGUUUUUAAAACCUGGAAUACUUUGUUCUGUGUACCUGGUCAUGGCUUGACUAUAUUUUGAUGAAGAAUGUGUUACUUUAAAGAAGUUUAAAAGUGGUUAGGAUUGGGUGAUCUUUUAAGGGUAUUGAAAUAAAGAUUCAAGGUUUUUUAAAAUUAGUUUAUGCUAUUUUAAGAUAAAUCGAUGUCCUCAUUUUUGUAUUUGGAACCAAACAUACACUUGUAAAUUGGAAUAUUUGUUUUAACCUUAGUAGGCCAAGAUCGCACAAAAUAAAGCAUACUUUUCAGCCAA